Messenger RNA from Cheilinus undulatus (humphead wrasse), 2754 nucleotides. RefSeq names its product cytochrome P450 3A40-like. The record is from RefSeq and is a predicted model, not a curated record. Lineage: Eukaryota; Metazoa; Chordata; Actinopteri; Labriformes; Labridae. Gene Ontology annotation, molecular function: oxidoreductase activity, acting on paired donors, with incorporation or reduction of molecular oxygen, reduced flavin or flavoprotein as one donor, and incorporation of one atom of oxygen; heme binding; iron ion binding. The transcript is spliced from 14 exons. The coding region runs from base 193 to 1707 and encodes 504 amino acids.
UGUGAUAUUCACUUAGAGCAGAGGAGGGGAGUAUUCAGAGAAGCAGGGAGAAGAUCACUUAGAUGGCACACUCCCGGACAUGAACGCAUAUGAGGAGGUCCAUCCAGCUCGGUAUAAAAAAGCUUUGGAUUUGAUUUGUGGCUUCAGUGGAACUUUUUCUGCCACUGACUGACGACAGGGAAAGGUGCAGAGAUGGGCUACCUGUUCUUUUUCUCCACUGAGACAUGGACCCUCCUGGUUGCCUUUGUUACUCUGUUAUUUGUGUACGCUAUGUGGCCGUACAACACAUUCAAGAAAAUGGGCAUCCCUGGUCCCAAUCCGAUCCCUUUUUUCGGCACUAUGCUGGCAUAUAGAAAGGGUUUCUUCACAUUUGAUGAAGACUGCUUCAAGAAAUAUGGUAAAACAUGGGGCAUUUUCGAUGGUCGUCAGCCUGUGCUGUGUAUCACAGACCCCGCCAUGGUCAAAACUGUUCUGGUCAAGGAGUGUUACUCUCUCUUCACCAACCGCAGAAACUUCUACCUAAAUGGACCCCUGUAUGAUGCCGUUUCCAUCGCUGAGGACGAUCAGUGGAGGAGGAUCCGCAGCGUCCUCUCUCCUUCCUUCACAUCAGGGAGGCUGAAAGAGAUGUUUGACAUAAUGAAACGCCACUCUGCUAACCUGAUCAGCAAUAUGAAAAAGAAAGCCGACAAAAAUGAGCCCUUGGAGAUGAAAGAGUUCUUUGGACCUUACAGUAUGGACGUAGUGACCAGCACAGCCUUCAGUGUAGACAUCGACUCACUCAACAACCCCUCAGACCCGUUUGUCAAUAACAUCAAGAAGAUGCUGAAGUUUGACCUGUUAAACCCACUCCUCCUCCUUGUUGCUUUCUUCCCCUUUAUGGGUCCAGUAUUGCAGAAGUUUGAGUUUUCCUUCUUCCCUGCAUCUGUCACUGACUUCUUUUAUGCUGCGCUGCAAAAGUUAAAGACAGAGCGGGAGACCAACAAGAAAAAGGCUCGAGUGGAUUUCCUUCAGCUGAUGAUUGACUCUCAGAAGGAGAAUGACCCCAGUGGAGCAGUUCAUGAAAAAGGUUUAAGCGACCAUGAGAUCCUCUCUCAAGCAAUGAUCUUCCUCUUUGCUGGUUAUGAAACAAGCAGCAGCUCUCUCACUUUCUUGGCUUACAACCUGGCAAGAAACCCCGAUGUUAUGAAGAAGCUACAGAAGGAGAUCGACACCACCUUCCCCAACAAGGCUCCUGUAGAGUACCAGGCUCUCAUGCAGAUGGAGUAUCUAGAAUCCGCUAUCAACGAGUCUCUCCGAUUGUACCCCAUUGCUGCACGUCUGGAGCGUGUUGCUCAGGCCUCCGUGGAGAUUAAUGGCCUUGUGAUACCAAAGGGGAUGGUUGUCAUGGUACCCACAUGGCCCAUGCACCGGGACCCUGAUGUGUGGCCUGAACCAGAGGAGUUUAAACCAGAAAGGUUCAGCAAGGAGAACAAAGACAAAAUUGAUCCUUACAUAUACAUGCCUUUCGGGGCCGGGCCAAGAAACUGUAUCGGGAUGCGUUUUGCUCUGGUGAUGAUGAGACUAGCAAUAGUGGAGAUCCUCCAGAGGUACAGCUUCGCUGUGUGUAAGGAGACUGAGAUCCCCUUUGAGAUGGAUGUCCAGGGCCUGCUGGCUCCAAAACGGCCCAUCAAACUCAAGCUGGUGCCAAGGUCUGAGACUGCAGGCUAAAGAAACAACAUGCUGAAAUAUCAUCCUUUUGGUGCUCUGAAAUUGUAUUAUUUCAUGUUGUUUGUAGUCAUAAUGUGAAGACAUGAGAUUCCUCUUUUUAGUAGUGGAAAGUGACGAAGUGCUUUCAAACAAACUGUGUAAAUAGUAAAUUUUAAUAUUCUUUUACUAUUGAUUAGCCAUUUUCUUUUUCUUCAUAUUUUUACUCAUUACACAUUAAUUUCUCCUUUUUCUAUACAGUCAAAUUACAAUAUUCAAACAAAAUGUAGUUUUAAAGUGAUAAUUUCAUGUACUAAAGGGAUAAGCCAUCUAAACCUGUCUGGCCCUAUGUGAAAAGUAAUUGCCCCUCCUGAUAAAAUCAGGAAUUAACUGUGAUUAAGCACAUUUAUAUGUAAAAAGUAAAAAAAAAGAGAAAGGGGCAGAUACUUUUUUUUUACAACAAAUUAGUUGUUUCUUGCAUUAAUCUAUUUUAAAAAUUGUUUGGAUUAGUUGAACAAAUGGCAAAUAUAAAACACUAUACAGAAAAGAUAUUGGCAGGUACAUGGAGGUUACAAGGCUGUGUAAGGAUAAGAUAUCCUGGUUUGAAUGAGGAUUUGGACCUGUCAUGUUUUUUGUAAUGCAUUUUAGUGUUCUUCAUGUUUUUCACAGACCUAUAUAUUAGAUGUUAAUGUGUUUUGAGUGUAUUUUGAUUGUUUGUUUUAUUUGUUAUUAUUUUCAUAUUAAGGUUCAUUCUGUCUUCUUUUAUUGCUGAUUACUCUGUAAUUGGUCUCAUCUGCCUCAUCUUUCUCUGAGUUUGUGGUUGCCUCUAACUGGUCAUCACUGGUAUUGGGAGAGGCCACACUAUAAUGCCUGAUUAGUGAGCCCUGUGUGAAGAUUUUCUCCUGGCUUUUCUUCUCUCUGAUUCAUGUGACUGCCUUCACUAGCUGUAGUCUACAGUGUUGUGACCACAACACAAAUGUUUGUUAGCCCUGACGAAGACCAACUUGGUGGAAACAUGUUGGCUUUUUAAUGAUUUGGCUAUUACAAUAAAGGCUUUUUAGUAUUUCCUUC